UACUAAUUUUCAAUCGGUCUAUCUUGUAUGAGACUUAUUUUCGGUGAGAAGACCUCAAAAUAAGAAGCCCAUAAACUAAAAAUUUUGUAUCCAAAUAUAAAACAUAUCUGAUAGUAAGAUUUGUAAAAAUGUGUGAUUUACAAUUGGAUUUCGGGUCGUGAACCAGCACAGCCAAGGUCGAAAUCCAAAAGCCAGACGAUUAUGAAGCAACUAGUCUAGAGUAAUUGGCAAAUGAAAUGAAUAAAGCAGGAAGAACAAUCUUCAAUACUAGAAUUCUGAACCCCUCAAAAUUUCACUCCAAACUUUACUCACCCUCGAUUUUUGAUUCUUCUUCUCUUCCAAUCUUCAACAAUAGAGUGAUCAGGAACCAUCAAAAACAAUCUAAGCAAAACAAUAUUAGGUUUUCUAUAACUAUGGCCUUAUCUUUCAAGCCUGAACAAGCUAGGGUUCCUCCUGCUCUUCAAAUGCCCAUACCUCCAAUCACUAAGUACAAAAUUGGGCUUUGCCAGCUUUCUGUAACUGCUGAUAAAAUGAGGAAUAUUGAUCAUGCUAAAAAGGCUAUUGAAGAUGCUGCUCAAAAGGGUGCCAAGCUUGUUGUCUUGCCUGAGAUUUGGAAUAGUCCAUAUUCAAAUGAUAGUUUCCCAGUCUAUGCUGAAGAUAUUGAUGCUGGAGGAGAUGUGUCUCCCUCGACAGCAAUGCUAUCUGAAGUUUCUCGUGCAUUGAAGAUAACAAUAAUUGGGGGCUCCAUCCCUGAACGACUUGGGGAUCGUCUUUAUAAUACAUGCUGUGUCUUUGAUACUAAUGGGAAGCUAAUAGCUAAACAUAGGAAGAUACACCUAUUUGAUAUUGAUAUUCCUGGGAAGAUUACUUUCAAAGAAUCACAAACACUUACAGCAGGAGAAGCACCGACAGUUGUAGAUACAGAGGUUGGGCGUCUUGGAAUUGGCAUUUGUUAUGACAUACGCUUUCAGGAACUGGCUAUGUUGUAUGCUGCAAGAGGAGCUCAUUUAUUGUGUUACCCCGGAGCAUUUAACAUGACAACAGGACCACUGCAUUGGGAAUUGCUUCAGAGGGCCAGGGCUGUAGAUAAUCAGUUAUAUGUAGCUACUUGCUCACCUGCACGGGAUGCUGGCGCUGGUUAUGUUGCUUGGGGUCACUCCACACUCAUUGGUCCGUUUGGAGAAGUCUUGGCGACAACAGAACAUGACGAGGAUACCAUUAUAGCUGAGAUUGAUUACUCAUCAAUUGAACUUCGAAGGACUAAUCUCCCGUUGGAGAAGCAACGUCGAGGGGAUCUAUACCAAUUGGUGGAUGUUCAAAGAUCAUAGUCACUGAUAACGCGUUGAUUGGAGAUGGCCAAUGAGUUGCACUACUAAUUCAACGAGCGAUAAAUGAAUCAUUGGAACUCCUUAUGAAGGCGAACACUGCAUUAGAAACCGUAAUGACUUUUGUUCUAUUGUAUUUCUCCGUUUGAGUUGGGUAUCAAAACACGUGAAUAAAGGAGCAAGAAUGUGUGUAUUAUUAGAACUUGAAAUCGAUAGCUCGAAACUUACAUAUAUCGCUCAAUAAGAAAGUUCAAUUUCUGCUAUCGUAAUCCUUUAAAUUUCGACUGACAA
Molecule: messenger RNA, 1616 nt
Organism: Amaranthus tricolor (Joseph's coat)
Lineage: Eukaryota; Viridiplantae; Streptophyta; Magnoliopsida; Caryophyllales; Amaranthaceae
Product: omega-amidase, chloroplastic
Exons: 10
Coding region: 237-1328 (363 amino acids)
Biological process (GO): oxaloacetate metabolic process; L-glutamine metabolic process
Cellular component (GO): mitochondrion
Molecular function (GO): omega-amidase activity
Source: RefSeq, a predicted model, not a curated record